GGAAUCGACAGUUCGACAAAAUAAACACUGAAGAAAAAAAACACUUGAAAAUAAAGUUAAAGGAAGUUGUACAAGAUAGCCUAUAAUCUCCAAUGGAAAGUCUACAGCAAGUAACAUCAUCGGGCACCAACCUGGCGAUGCCCGAGGAUGGCGCGGGUCAGGGGUCGUCAAACGAGGGCCGCGGGCGCAUCCGCUCGGGCACGGGCACCCCGCUCGGCCUCCGCAUCGGCAGUCUCUUCUUGUCCUGGGCGGAAGUUUCAGACAUCAACUUCUUGUCGGACUCGCAGAUACAACAAAUAUGCUUGGCGACGAAGUCCCGGCGCACCUCGCAGCGAGGCCUGUCGAUAUCGUUCGUACCCUCGCAGCUACUGACGGAGCUGGACGACAAGAUGUUGACCGAAGUGAUUCAGUUCCACGAAAACGUGACAACCCUAAUGAACGAAGAGCAAUACUGGGGUUGUUUCUACAUAUUCCCCGAGUUAUACAAGGACCAGUACUCCCCGACGGUGAAGAUCAGGGGUCGCGGCGACAUCCCGGCGCUGGUCGACGGGGUGCUGACGGUGGACAUGGUCUCCAUACACCUGAGCUACUUGAAGCGGACUCCGAUUUUGAAAGACUUUGUGUAUAUCAAGCUGAAUUUAGCUUCGUUGCACUUAGUAAACAUAGACGUGUUGAAGAACUUUCGCUACAUCGUGUGGCUGGACCUCUCCUCCAAUUAUCUGACGGACGUCACUGUCCUCGCCCACAUGCCGUGCCUCCAGCAUCUGUCAGUGAGCUAUAAUAGACUUAGCAGCGUCCUGGAGUAUAGCCCUGCCCAGCAUUAUUUGACUGAAGUCUACUACAAAUACAACGCGUUGAAAAUCAUACGUGAUCUCACAGACUUUUGGUCGAUAACGGUUCUUGAUUUGAGUCAUAAUAAUAUUAAAAGUAUAAGUGGAUUGGAAAACCUGCAUUUUCUACGACACCUGGACUUAGCCUUUAAUCACAUCAAGACACUGGAAAACUUAAAUAAUCUGCGUUUGCUAUGGUUGGAUUUGUCGUACAAUAACAUCUCCUUAUUCGAGAUAUCCGACACUAUGGGUUUAUGGACGCUACUGCACCUGGAGUAUCUCAAUCUAAAUGAAAAUAACUUGACAUCCAUGAGGCUUUUUUCUGGAUGUUGCAGGCUGCGUGAGCUCCACGCUCGCAACAACCGCUUCCACCAACUCCUGGAGCUGGCGGUCUACACGCGGCAGCUGCAGCGGCUCCAGGUCCUGGACCUGCGAGGGAACCCUGUCUGCGCCAUCCCUGGAUACAGCGACGUGGUGCUGAACACCUUCAGCUUGCUGCUGCGCUUGGAUGACGCUCUGCUUGAUCCCGAGCUUGUGCGUCAAUCCCGCAUGGACAUGAACCCUGACGUCACAACGCUGGCGACGCGGCGCCUGCUCCGUCUCCUGUACGUGGAACAACUCUCCCGCGCGCAGGUGUCUCCGCACACGCCGCCCGCGGACUGCACCGAGGUGCCGCUCAUUGUGCUGGUCGGGUAUGAAGGGGUCGGGAAAGGUAGUCUCGCCAGUCGCCUGCUGUCCGACUACCCUGACCGGGUGCAGCUGGGCCGCCUCCACACGACGGCGCCGGAGCAGGUCUCACGCGGAGACAUCUGCGUCUCGCGCGCACAGUUCGAUCAGAUGAUACUGGACGGACAGUUCCUGACGUACUGCGAGCUGCACGGGGAGUCGUAUGGCCUUAGUCGGGAACAAGCAUUUAUAGAAGGUGGAAAAGCGAAAAUAGUAUGUUUGGACCUCAUAAGUGCCUUGAUGUUGAAGCUGCGCGGGCGCCGCCCGUAUUUGAUCUAUGUGUCUUGUGAAGACAAAGCUGCUUUGAUAAGAAAGCAAAAAGAACUCAAAAUAGCGCGUCAUUUCGCUCAUCACCCGGGGUCCAUGGACGGCUCUGCCGACAGGACCAUGUUGCAGACUCUCCUCUCCGGACGCAUCAUCAUCACCGGCAUUAUCAAUGAGAUACUCAUGAAGCUUCCAGAAGACAAGGACCGGAGUGAGUUCCAGCUGGCGGCGGACUGCUCGCUGCUCGACGACAGUGACGAGCGCACCCGCGAGUAUGUGCAGGGGGCUCAUGUGUUGAGCCGUCUGAGCAAUAGCGUCGUGGCCGAGCCCGGGCCAGCGGCGGCGUCGUCGCUGCAGCGCGCGACAACUCGCGACACGAGCCUGCUGUCGCUGUUCAAGGACUCGCAGGACGGAAGCGACUACGUCAGCGUCAUGGCCGACAGCUUCGGGAGGAAUGUCGCCAAGGUGAGAAGCACGCCGUCCGAGCACUCGCAACCGCUGAGAGACCAACCUGUAGAUACCAGUCAGUAUCAAUCUUCAUUAAAAGAUUUGCCGUUCGACGGCGCUAAGUCGUCGAAAUCUGUGACAUUUUGCACCAAGGACAACCAAGAAAUGGAACUGCAUCCGGCAAUCCCUAUAGACGUCGUGGACAUUGAUAAAAAUGAUCCAGAGAUCGGUCGCGCGAGCUCGCUGCGCUCCGUCAGCGCGCGGCUGCGCGAGGGCGCGCCGGCCGACCACGAGCUGUGGUACGCAUUCCUCGAGGAGGCGGGGCUGCUGCGGCACAGCGACACCUACACACCCGCGCCUAGAUCUUUUUCUAGCGUGUCUCUGUCGGCGGGGCCGGCGCAUAAAAGUUCUUUUCUCAGGCAUAUGGAGAACUAUUCGUCUAGUGGCGCCGACGCGCAAACUACAAAUGUGAGGGAUGAUUACGACAGCAUCCAUCGGAACUCACCCGGAUUAUUCUGGGAGACGAUUAUGACUGACGACGUUGAUAAAGCCUACGAAAAGUUAAAGAGAAUAGUGAGAGAUAUUGUGAGAUCGCAGGCAACACUGAAACCUAUGUUUGACAUAGAUUUCGUAAAUCUUGAAGAAUACCCUUCAGUUCAAAGAAAGUUGGAAAAAAUACGAUGUGAUAUAGCUCCCCACAGGAAUUUCUAUUAAAAUAAAAACAUUAUCAUAAAGUA
Molecule: messenger RNA, 3004 nt
Organism: Plutella xylostella (diamondback moth)
Lineage: Eukaryota; Metazoa; Arthropoda; Insecta; Lepidoptera; Plutellidae
Cellular component (GO): cytoplasm
Molecular function (GO): protein binding
Source: RefSeq, a predicted model, not a curated record